Messenger RNA from Corylus avellana, 660 nucleotides. Lineage: Eukaryota; Viridiplantae; Streptophyta; Magnoliopsida; Fagales; Betulaceae. The record is from RefSeq and is a predicted model, not a curated record.
AUGGACGACCUUAAGCUGGAUGACCUUGCCUUUGACUCUAUAGAUGCGGAUGAGACCUUUUGGUUAGAGCAUCCGUUCCAGGAGAGAGAGGUUCUAAAGGUGAUGAAAGAUUGCUGGAAUGUGACCAGGACAGACACCAUGGGGGUGUUCCUUGACUUUUAUGCUCGUAGUAAGUUUGAAAGAAGCCUUAAUGCCACGUUUAUUGCGCUCACCCCGAAGAAACCUAGGACAAUUGAUAUUAAGGACUUUUGGCCUGUUAGUCUUAUGAGUGGAGUUUACAAGAUCAUUGCCAAAGACUUUGCCCAUAGAUUGAGAAGGGCCAUGGAGAAGGAGAAAUUGUGUUCUUGGAAAGCGCAUUGUAUCUCUUUGGUGCUCUUCUCCAUUUUGGUGGAGGGCACUCCUUUUGACUUCUUCAAUAGCUCUCAUGGGUUGAGACAAGGAAACCCUUUGUCUCCUUUUCUAUUUGUUGUUGUCAAGGCAUUAAGUAAAAUGCUUAUAGCUACUGUUGAUAGGGCUCUUCUCUUAAGUUUCUCAAUGGGAACUAGGCUCUUUGAGGUGGAAUUGAAGGUGAAUUUGGCUAAGUUAGUUUUGGUUCUCGUGGGUAACGUGGAUGUGCUGGCUCUUGCCCUGGGGCUCUGUUACAAGGCCAAGUCUAUUUGA